Molecule: messenger RNA, 3223 nt
Organism: Exophiala xenobiotica
Lineage: Eukaryota; Fungi; Ascomycota; Eurotiomycetes; Chaetothyriales; Herpotrichiellaceae
Exons: 1
Coding region: 141-3176 (1011 amino acids)
Biological process (GO): regulatory ncRNA-mediated post-transcriptional gene silencing; negative regulation of RNA catabolic process
Cellular component (GO): catalytic step 2 spliceosome
Molecular function (GO): protein binding
Source: RefSeq, a predicted model, not a curated record
AGCAGAUUCAUUCAACAUAGGCCACAGCUGCCAGGUAGUGUUCUGGAGUCUCCACGGCCAUUAUGCCGGCCGUGAGGGCUACAAGACAUUGGUCGACCGCAGGUGAAGACUGGUUUUGAUACGACCAUCAAGAUUGAACCAUGUGGUUAUCUGGACGCGAUAGUCAUCAUUCCGGACAUCGUACGCCUCAUCAUAGCUCAUCGCAUCGUCAUUCGAGCGAGGCUCGAGAACCAGCAUAUGCUACAAAAUCAAGUUCAUCACAAUCCGAUGGAUCUUCGGUGUUCGUAGAAGACCGCAGAGGAGACAGGCGAAACUUGGAGUAUGCCUCCUUGGAUCGUUACGCCAUCCCACGAUAUCAUGCCGCUGGCGGAGGUGCAUUAAUUGGCCUCGGUCCUAAUUAUCGCAUCAUCUCGAAAUCUGAUGCUCGUCGCGAUGUUCAAAAUGUCGAGCUGGACUCGACAAGAAAAUCGCGCAAGCAGUCUCUUCUCUCAAGCGUUGCCAGUGAAGAUGGGCCGCUCAUCAAAGCUCCCAUCCGUCCUGGCGAUGAUGACGAUCUAUGUAAGGACUUCUUGCAUUUCCAAGAUCGCCGUGCCAGGAAGAGGCGCCGCAUUUCGACCGAAGCAGAGCCAUCCAUUUCUGAAGAGUCCAGCGACGAGCCUGACCAUGAGAUCAAAUCAAAUGGCGAUCACCACGAGGAUCCGUUUGACGCUUUCAAGAAAGAUCCUGUCCAUCAACGUCAUUUGGAGCUUUCAAAGGCUACGAUGGAGCGACCUGACGAUGCGAAGACCUGGCUUGACUUCAUCGAUUACCAGGCUGUUUCUUUUAGUGGUCGCCACGAUGACCAAAACACUCACACAGCUCCAUCGCGGAGCCUCGCCGAGUUAAGGAUAUCGCUUUACGAACAGGCAUUGUCCCAUGUGAAUGACCAGGAAGGUCGGCAUACUCUGAUUCUUGGCUUAAUGCAAGAAGGAAGUAAGGUGUGGGAUGUCCAAAAACAAGCAUCGCAAUGGCAAGCCUUUCUCGACAAACAAUCAAGUUUCGACCUGUGGGUUCUAUAUUUGAACUUCAUGCAAAGUAACGCGUUAAAAUUCAACCUGGAAACAUGUCUGGCAAUUUACAAGCGCUGUCUGCAGAAGGUCCAGUCAAGGACAGAUGAUCCUACAAGAGAGUCGAGCUGUAUCUACCUCCUGCUCCGCCUUACCUUACUUCUUUGGCAAGCAGGCUUUACUGAGCGAGCUAUCGGCGUCUGGCAAGCCCUGCUGGAAUACAACAUUUUCCGUCCAGGUCAACUUCUGCCACCAGACCUCAUGCCAUUUUUUGAGCAAUUCUGGGCGUCCGAGGUGGCACGGAUCGGGGAAGAGGGAGCGACAGGGUGGGUUUCAAAUGCCAGUCCGGAGCCUGAGCCGCGAGCAGACAAAGAGCACUCUCCAGUUCCACUCCUAGACUUCGCUGCGUGGGAAGCAGCGGAGACCGACCUCGAGCGGCAUGCAGGUUUGCCUGCCAGGGCUCUGGACGAAGUCAGCGAUGAUGAUCCGUACCGAAUCCUGCUAUUUUCUGAUAUCAAGGAGUUUAUCUUUUCUAUCGCCUCCAGACAAGGUCUUACGCUGCUUCAGGAUGCUUUUCUGUUAUUCGUUGGCCUGCCACCCUGUUCAUUUCUGCCAGAACCCAGGAACUGGAGAACAGACCCUUUCAUCUACAGUCCGGCUCUAGCCAGCUCAAGAUUUUUUUCAAUGGAUGACACUCAAAAUGAGCCCCUCGGAACUAAUGGGCCGCUUCACGGUGUGCAUUUCGGGCUCCAGGGCGUGUUGUCCUAUGCGAACAGCUUAUAUGGAUCUUGCGGGAGAGUUGCGCAUUACUUCAUAUAUUUCGUCCGUCGAGCCGUGUCACAAUUGGCAAACGCGACACUCCAGACUGAACAGAACGAUACGAUGAUGGAGUAUGCUGUUGCACUUGAGGCUGGUAUUGACACCAAGUCGGCUCGAAAGCAAGCGAAGAGGUUUCUCAAGAAGAAGCCUGACAGCCUGAAAUUAUACAACACAUACGCCUUGUUGGAAUGUAAGCUUGGCAAUUUCGAGAAUGCAGAAAAGGUCUGGUCGACUGCGUUGUCUAUGCGUGGGGAGCUUGGCUCAGGAGCCCAACAUGAUGCCUCCAUUCUAUGGAGAGAUUGGUCCUACUCAUAUAUGGCUUUGAAGGAGUUUCACAAGGCCAGGACGUUGCUAAGCAUGGUAACGACCGCGAACAUCGACCUGGGUCAUUUUCAAGCCGAAGUUGCAAGACAUACGAGUCCCUCCGUGGCCUCACAGAUCAAAGUCGAACAGUAUAUCAAGUCAGAGUUCGAAGCGAGCAGGCUUGCAGGCAACGCUCAACUCCUACCAGUGUGGGCUGAUGUUCUAGCCAUACACAGGUACCUCAAUAGCGGCCUUCGCUUGGAUGCGGCAGUAGAAGCAUAUGAUGGCUUCCUGCAUGAAGUCACCAAUAUCGCAGAUCAAGAGCCCACAGUUGUGGAGACCAUCCAUGUAAAUCGAGCACGUCUCCUAUACGCUCAUGCAACGGUAUUUGGUCAGCCGUUCAGGCCCAAGGAGUGCUAUCAGCUUUUGGCAGAGUCGAUGCGUACGUUCCCACUCAAUGUCGAUAUUCUCUCCUUGCAUCACUUCUUCUCUCAAAAAGCCGGAUUGAUGGACCGUCUUCGGCAGCUGGAUUCCACAACGAUAGGGCAAACCCCGUCAAUCAAGAGUGACAGGAGCGUCAUUCGAUGCGUGUUCAGUCUCCUAGUUGAGCUCGAGAGACCUUCCUAUGCAGGAAGCACCGACCAUAGCCACCGGGCAGCCUUCAAGCGAGCCACAGAACGAGGGUCAGCAGGCAUUCAUUGCGUGGAUAUAUGGAAGAAAUACAUCUUAUGGGAGAUCAGUCUCCUUGGUGACGAAAAGCAGCCAAGGCCAAGCAAAGACGUUCUGCAAAUGGAUAGACGGCCUCGAAGAGAUAGAAUGCUCACUGAGACUUUCUACGCAGCACUGCGAGCUUGUCCCUGGUCAAAGGACCUCUACAUGAUUGCUUUCAAGGAAAGGACCUUGCGGGAGGCUAUUGGUGAGGAGCACCUUAGGCACUUAUACGAGAGCAUGAUGGAGCGAGGGUUGAGAAUACGUCUUGACAUAUCAAACUGGUUUGAUGGGAAAUGAAUGGCGCGCCUUGAAACCAUGAAGGCUGCGAGGUUCAAAAGGCUCUU